UUCUCAUGCCCACUGGGAUGCAAUGAGACGCUGCAGUCACACGUGCCCCGCACGGGUCUGGGGCUCUCUGCCCUGCAGUUGUUCUGCCCCCCUGCAGUGGAAACUCCUCUAGAUCUUGCCUCAGGAUUUCCCAUUCCCAGUGCUGCUAUGAUCUCCUGCUUGGAGCAAGGGGAAAAACCGCGUGUCCUGGAUCCUCUGGACUCAGAGAUGACAGAGAUUCCAAGAGUCGCAGAUGAGGGGAUCCCAAGCAACAGCAAGGUGGAUGCUCCUGACUCUGCGAAAACAGAACUGCAUGAGAUGCUGCUGAGAGGAUCUAGCCAGGCCACUUCCUGGAGCCUGGAGAGCAAGUGCCAGGUACCACAGGCCUGUCAGGACCCUUCAGGCCAACCUGACCAUGGGGAAGGCGCAGGGGAGCUCCAUGAUGUGACUUCACCCGCAAAAGCCCUGGCUGGGGAGAAGCCCUACAAGUGUAUGGCCUGUGGGAAGGGCUUCAGCCAGAGCUCUGAUCUCAUCCGGCACCAGCGCACCCACACAGGCGAGCGCCCCUACCAGUGCCCAGCCUGUGGCAAGGGCUUCGGCGACAGCUCCACGCUACUUAAGCACCACCGCACUCACACAGGGGAGAAGCCCUACAAGUGCAUGCAGUGUGGUAAGGCCUUUAUCCUCAGCUCCUACCUGCUGCAGCACCAGCGAGUGCAUGGCCGCGACAGGCCCCACCAGUGUGGCAGCUGUGGGCGCCACUUCAGGCAGAGCACUGAGCUGGUUCAGCACAGGCGCGCCCACCUAGGUGAGAAGCCCUACAAGUGCCCAGCCUGUGGCAAGGGCUUCGGCCAGAGCUCUGACCUCAUCCGGCACCAGCGCACACACACAGGCGAGAAGCCCUACAAGUGCCCAGCUUGUGGCAAGGGCUUCGGCGACAGCUCCACGCUCAUCAAGCACCAGCGCACCCACACUGGUGAGCGGCCCUACAAGUGCCCGGCCUGUGGGAAGGGCUUUGGUGAGAGCUCCACACUCAUCAAGCACCAGCGCACACACACCGGCGAGCGCCCCUAUGUAUGUGCCCAGUGUGGCAAGGCCUUCAGCCUCAGCUCCACCCUCUUCAAGCACCAGCGCACCCACACGGGUGAGCGCCCCUACCCAUGUGCCCAGUGCGGUAAAGCUUUCAGCCUCAGCUCCAACCUGCUGCAGCACCAGCGCACACAUGCUGGUGAGCGCCCCUACCCGUGUUCCCAGUGUGGCAAGCGCUUCACUCAGAGCUCCAACCUGCUGCAGCACCAGCGCACCCACACUGGCGAGCGCCCCUACCAGUGCACCCAGUGUGGGCGCCACUUCAGCCUCAGCUCCAACCUGGUGCAGCACCAGCGCACUCACCUGGGUGAGCGCCCCUACCAGUGCUCACAGUGUGGCAAGCGCUUCGGGCUCAGCUCCAACCUGCUGCAGCACCAGCGCACUCACACCGGGGAGCGGCCCUACCCAUGUGCCCAGUGCGGCAAGCGCUUUGGUGACAGUUCCACCCUCAGCAAGCACCGCCGGACCCAUGCAGGGCAGCAUCCACACACCUGUGCCCCAACCGGCAAGCGGGGCCCGGGGGAUGGGACCAUGUGCCUGCAGCAACCCUGUGGGCACCGGGGUGAGGCCCCUCACCAGGGCACCCAGUGUGGCAAGGUCUUGGGCCAGAGCAUUGGUGUGAGCCCACACCAGCACACCCAUGCCAUGCAGGAGUCCUGCAAGGACUGGUCGCUCUGUGCUGUGGCAUCCUGCCCUUGACCUUGGCUGCCAGGCUCUUCUGCACCAUGGCAUCCUGCCCCAACUUAGGCCAGCAGGUCUUGGGGGACUAUAUGUCUGCUAAGGGGGACAAAAUGUCUGCCAGACAGGAACAAAAUGUCCAUCAGAGGGACAAGAUGUCCACAUGGGUCUCUGCAGCCCAGUAGCCGUAUCCCAGAAGCAUGGGAUGGAUGAAAGUGCCUCAAACAGACAGCCCCCGGCUGUACGAGGCUGCCCAGGUGCCAUCAAACCUCUGACCACCUGCUGGCCUCUUCUGUCCUCAGUGUUGUAGUCUCUGAAGCUCUGCAGGUGCAGAAAGGACCUCAGGCUUUGACCGUGUGAGGUUGGUAAAUGCCUGCGUGAGGAGGGCUCUUCUGCAGUUAGGCUUCUACAGAGCUGGCCCCAUGGAGGCACCUUCAGUAUCAGCCAUGUGCCAUUUGGGCUGGGAAUAGCUACUGCUUCACCCCUGAGUGCUGCCAUGGGGCACUGCCCCAGCUGUACAGCGUAGAAUGAGGAAACCUGCUCAGGUGGUGUGCACUAAAGUCUGACUUGCACGCAACUGUAGGAUUUGGCUCCCAGUAUGCCUCUGUGAGGAGGGGGAGAGGAACGAGCUGGGGAAGACCAUCUG
This is a messenger RNA of Alligator sinensis (Chinese alligator), 2392 nucleotides long. RefSeq names its product zinc finger protein 2 homolog. Gene Ontology annotation, biological process: regulation of transcription by RNA polymerase II. The record is from RefSeq and is a predicted model, not a curated record. The coding region runs from base 148 to 1767 and encodes 539 amino acids. Gene Ontology annotation, molecular function: RNA polymerase II cis-regulatory region sequence-specific DNA binding; DNA-binding transcription factor activity, RNA polymerase II-specific. The transcript has 3 exons. NCBI's taxonomy places the organism in Eukaryota, Metazoa, Chordata, Crocodylia, Alligatoridae.